This is a messenger RNA of Magallana angulata, 973 nucleotides long. RefSeq lists its product as uncharacterized. The record is from RefSeq and is a predicted model, not a curated record. NCBI's taxonomy places the organism in Eukaryota, Metazoa, Mollusca, Bivalvia, Ostreida, Ostreidae. The transcript is spliced from 2 exons. Bases 36 to 920 code for a protein of 294 amino acids. Gene Ontology annotation, molecular function: protein binding.
AUAUGUUCACAUUAUCGAAGUUGUGAAAACUCAACAUGAGAAAUCUGGCUUAUUUUGAAUUUUUCUUGUGUCUUUUUUUGGUGAAUGGAGUUGUUUCUUUGAGUCCAGGAAUUGACGCAUCUGAUCCUGUCCUUCGACAGCUGUUUAAAAGAAUUCACGAGCAAGAGGUAAAAAUCACCAAGUUACAACUAAAAGCUACACUGGACCAACAGCAUCUUAGCAGCAAGAUCUCAACUUUAGAGAACAAGACGAAAACCUCUUACUCUCGACAAAAAGAGUUGGAGAAAACCGUACAAAAUCUUGUCAAAAUCAUUGCAGACCUAGAAAUCAAAACACCGACGACAGAUGAGAAAAGCAUAUAUUCCGGACGUUUUUCGGGAAUGAGUAAGGAAAAGAUUAAUAAACCAGUACCUGAUUACGUCAUCCAUAACACCACGGUUAGGGGUCAAGGACCAAUUUCUCUGGGGUCAAAACAAAAGAGAGAACUCAGGAGCAGGUCGUAUCCAGAUCAUGUCAUUGCAUUUUACGCUUAUCUUAGUAACUCCAUGAAAUCUCCAAGUAAACUACAGACGUUGAUAUUUCGCACUGUAAUCACCAAUGUUGGUGGUUUCUACAACCGACACAGUGGGGUUUUCACGGCUCCAGUCAGCGGAACCUACGUCUUCAACUGGAAUAUUUACAGUUGCUACAAGGGUGACGUAACAUCGGAACUAAUGGUGAACUCCUCAAGAAAGGGCGGGAGACGAUCGGAUAGUAAUAAAAGUAGUGAGGACCACAGCUCUAGCGGUUGUGUUGUGAUCAACAUCACGAAAGGAGACAUCGUCUAUAUAAGGACACAUCCAACGAAUUCACUGAGGGGGACUAUUAUCAGUAACCCUGGAUUGUACGAGUCUACAUUCAGUGGAUGGCUUCUGAAGUGACGACAAAAAUGUUAUCAUGAGAAAUAAGAAAACAUUAAAUGAUGUUUCAUCGA